This is a messenger RNA of Porites lobata, 555 nucleotides long. The record is from the annotation of a GenBank genome assembly. Lineage: Eukaryota; Metazoa; Cnidaria; Anthozoa; Scleractinia; Poritidae.
UCAGAAAGCAGUGGGACUUGUUUACUUACCCUCUGCUGGUAAGUUAUUUUCAUUUACACCUGUUAAUUAGGGUUACUUUUUGUUUUGUAGUUCGCCCAGCAAGUGAAAGAAGUGAGAGAACAGUUGAAUGCCCUUGAGGAAGUACAGAUGUAAAGAUUAACCUCUAACUGGUUCAGCAGCUUGCUUCUGCUCCUCAUCACGUAAGGGACCUCUAUGCCAUUUUGGUAGCCCUUCAGAGGCUGGCUAACAAUAUGCAGGUAUGAAACAAUUCUUCACCAGACCAGUCCUUCCUCUUCAGUGGGGUCUUGAGAUAUUAUUCGUCUCGUUUGUAGUGAAAAGGAGAGUAAAGUUCCCCCCUCUCUAGCCAAGAUGUUCAUACAAUGGGGCUCCAGUGGUUUCCAUCCAUAUGCCAGAUGGAAUCCGCCACAACCCUCGUCCACUUACAUUUGGGGCGUCCUACAAAGGGCUGACGUAAAGAGUUGGGGGUCUGUUUUUACUGUGGUAAGUGCAGGAACUUCCAAAGACAGUGUACUUCUUUUUGACCUUACAAAGUUG